Paraglomus brasilianum is the source of this 837-nucleotide messenger RNA. Lineage: Eukaryota; Fungi; Glomeromycota; Glomeromycetes; Paraglomerales; Paraglomeraceae. The record is from the annotation of a GenBank genome assembly.
AUGGCAACACGCACCUCAUUCUAUAGACGAAGUGGCGCUAGCCCGCCUACAGCUAUUCAUGAGAACGAAGACGAUGGCGAGAGAGAUGCCGAGGGUGAAGGACAGCCUAAACCUCAAUUUUAUUCUGGCUGUUUUAGAAAGAUGGAAUUGAUGAUUGAAUUUAUGAAUCUUCGUAAUCCAAGACAUUGUCCAAACGGAGUGUACGUCAUGCCAGUUGCUGAGAAAUUUAACACAUGGUAUGGUGUAAUAUUUGUCCAUAAAGGCUACUACAAGGGCGGAGUGUUCAAGUUUCGCCUGCAUAUACCGGAAACAUAUCCUUUGUCACAAGACUUGUAUGAUGCCUUAACUUUAUUCUGUCCAAUCACAUAUCCAGAAAAGCCACCAAUGGUUUAUUUUCUCAACCGAGGAGAUGACAUCUUUCAUCCAUUGAUUGAUCCAAAUACGGGACAAUUUUCCCUUACCCAGAAAUUCAAAGAUUGGGCACCUCAUAAAUACUAUAUAUUUCACAUUCUGCAUUACAUUAAGAAGGCAUUUAAAAAGUCUGUGUUGGACAAUCUUGUUGAAAAGUACUGUUCGGAUAGGAAAGCAUAUAUUACAUACAAGGAAGAAAUCCACAAAUUUGCAAAGUUGGCCGCACAAUGCGCCAGGCUUUCUAUUUCAGAGACGAAACUCUACAACCAUGAAGUGUCUGAUUCCAACCCCAUUAUUUUCACGAAAAUGGAUGACAAACAAUAUGAGGAAAUAAAAAACAAUUAUUUAACUCCUUCUCAAAGUUUAUCGCCCUCCAAGUACAAAAACGCGGGCUUUGACGUAGUAGACAUAUCGCGAAUUCAGUAG